AUGGAUGAAGACUGUUGGCGACAAGCGUUUGCGCGCGGUGAAGUACAAGUACUCGGCAGACUUGGCGAGGGAACAGGUGGUGCCGUGACACGAUGCAAACUUGCUCGUAUCCCAACCAUUUUCGCGUUGAAGAGUAUUCCCGCUGAUCCAGAUCCAGUCAUUCAACGUCAAAUCCUGCGCGAGUUGUCCAUCAACCGCUCGGUUGACUCGCCACAUAUUGCAGAGUAUUAUGGUGCGUACUUGGAUGAAAAACAAGGGGUCAUCAAUAUUGCCAUGGAGUUUUGUGAAGGUGGAAGUUUGGAUAGCUUAUACAAGCAAGUCAAGCGCAGAGGUGGACGGACGGGGGAACGCGUGCUAGGGCGUGUUGCGCAUGGUGUGUUGCAAGGACUCACAUACCUGCACUCACGCAAGAUCAUCCAUCGCGACAUCAAGCCAAGCAAUAUCCUCCUGACACUCGAAGGAGGCGUCAAGCUAUGCGAUUUUGGCGUAUCAGGCGAGUUGGUCAAUUCAUUGGCUGGUACAUUUACUGGCACGUCUUACUACAUGGCACCUGAGCGUAUCCAAGGCCAGCCAUAUACAGUGACCUCUGACAUUUGGUCGCUUGGCUUGACAUUAAUGGAGGUGGCGACCAACAAGUUUCCUUUUAUGCAGGAUGAUGGGGCACAGCUCAUGCCUAUUGAGCUUCUCAGCGUCAUUGUUUCUGCUGAACCGCCGACAUUGCUGGACGAACCAGACGUUGGCGUGAAAUGGUCUCGUCCAUUCAGACAUUUCCUCAAGGUCUGCCUUGAACGCAAUCGACAAAAUCGACCGAGUCCAAGAGAGAUGCUUGAACAUCCCUGGGUCACGGGUAUCAUGGCAAAGAGAGUAGACAUGGCGCGUUGGAUCUAUGAAGUAUGGCAUUAA
Messenger RNA from Protomyces lactucae-debilis, 903 nucleotides. Its product is annotated as kinase-like domain-containing protein. Gene Ontology annotation, molecular function: protein kinase activity; ATP binding. The record is from RefSeq and is a predicted model, not a curated record. The transcript has a single exon. Gene Ontology annotation, biological process: protein phosphorylation. The coding region runs from base 1 to 903 and encodes 300 amino acids. NCBI's taxonomy places the organism in Eukaryota, Fungi, Ascomycota, Taphrinomycetes, Taphrinales, Protomycetaceae.